This is a messenger RNA of Argentina anserina (silverweed cinquefoil), 1285 nucleotides long. RefSeq names its product lysine-specific demethylase JMJ30. The record is from RefSeq and is a predicted model, not a curated record. NCBI's taxonomy places the organism in Eukaryota, Viridiplantae, Streptophyta, Magnoliopsida, Rosales, Rosaceae. Gene Ontology annotation, molecular function: 2-oxoglutarate-dependent dioxygenase activity.
AUGGCCAACUCCGACCACCACCUCCCCACCCCGACGCUCGCCGAGUCCCCCGCCCUCCUCCACGCCGUCUCCGAGCACGGCGGCUACGCCUACGUCAGCAUGGCAGCAAGCGCCGCAGCCGGAGACGUACGCGCAGCGGAGGCGGCGCGCGAGAUGGCCUGGGAGCAGCUCCACUCCGGGCCCUGGCACUCCGUCCUCUCCGUGUGGCGCGACGCCUACGCAAUGGCCUGCCUCCACGUCGCCAAGCUCCACUUCGCCGCCGGCGAGUUCUCCGACGCCUUCCGCGCUCUCGACAUGGGCCUCCUCAUGGGCGGCCCGCUCCUCAAGUCGGACCUCCACUCCGCCGUCACUAAAGUCUCGGCUAAAUCCAGGUCCUCCGCCGCAGGCGCUAGGGUUUCCGAUGAGAACGGCCCCAAUUUGGACCGGCGUUUGGUCCGUGACGACGUCAAAGCAUCGGAGAUGCUUGGAGUUUUGCCUCCAAAAUCAUUAUCAUGUAAAAUGGUGGUGAAGAAGUCUGGUUUAUCUUUAGAAGGGUUUUUGAGAGAGCAUUUCUUACCGGGAUUGCCGGUUAUUUUGACUGACUGUAUGGCGCAUUGGAAUGGCAUGGAUUACCUGUUGAGAGUUGCCGGUGACCGGACGGUGCCGGUUGAGGUGAGAAAGAUGGUUACUUUGACGGAGAAUGUGAGUAAGUUUAUUACUUUUUCGCAGUUUCUUGAGAGGAUUCAGAGUAUUGACUCAUCCUCUGGUGCGCCGACGUAUCUUGCUCAGCAUUCAUUGUUUGAUCAGAUAAACGAGCUGCGUGAGGAAAUUGAUGGUGGUGUGGAACUAAGGUCCCUUAGUGCUUGGUUUGUUCUGGGUGAGACUGUAACCCCAUUACACCAUGAUCUCCAUCAUAAUGUGUUUGCUCAGGUAGUCCCUCAGUGCUUGGUUUAUUAUGAUUUUGCUUUUGAGAGUUAUUAUCCAUUUCGGGUUCAUGUAUGUUGUAUAUCUGCUGAUUGAAUACACUUUAGUUUGAAGGUUGAUCUAAACAGCAUAGAUGAGAAAGAAUACCCAGAGGUGCAGGACUCAGAAUUUCUUGACUGCAUAUUAGAGGAAGGUGAAAUGCUUUACAUCCCACCAAUGUGGUGCCACUAUGUGCGGUCUCUCACAACAAGUAUGUCAGUUAGCUUUUGGUGGAGUGAUUAUGACAGUUCAGCUAUGUCUUGAUAGUUUGUACUUUGUGCUUUCUUGUUGAUAGUCUCAUGUAUAUAUAUCCUGCUGUGUUAUAUUUAAGACAAGACUUGUA